AUCCUGUUUGGGUAAUCCUGAUAAGGCCGCACAGCCCCUCCCCGCCGCCGAUUCAUUGAGAAAACGGCCGUUGACACCGCGCCGGGAACUCGCUCGGCCCGGCCCAGGGACAACGGGGUUGGCUGGGUGGUUUUAAUGAGGGCUGCUUAAUCAGGCCGGUCAAGGCUGUGGAGGGGUGUUCACUGUGACCCGGCCUUAUAAGAGCUGGCUGGAGCAGCCACGAGCUGGCAGAGCUGGGAGGACGGGGACAAUCCGGCCUGUGACAUAUUUUGGAAGGGAUUUUACAUCUCUCUCCCACCUGCUGAAUUUCGACGAGGACUUGGCUCAGCCAUGAGCACCAGCGUGGAUAUGGAGUGUGAGAGGUGCCAGUGCCACGGCAAGGACAAGCACCCUGCCAUCCUGUACACCCUCCUGAGCCAGAACCUGCCCUGUGGCGGGGCCCGGCAGCGCUGCCUGUGCCACCAGCGCCGCACCGUGUGCCUGCGCACGCCACACCUCACCUGCCAGGCCGCCUCUGACGUGCUGGUCAAAACCAUCAACUUCAUGAAGAACGUCGCUGCCUUCCACCUGCUGCCACGGGAGGAUCAGCUGCUGCUGCUGGACAGCUGCUGGGUGCCCCUCUUCCUGCUGGGGCUGGUGCAGGAGAUGGUGACCUUCGAGGUGAUGGAGGCCCCGGCCCCCAGCAUGCUCAAGAAGAUCCUCCUCAGCGGCCAGAGCAAAGGGCAGGAGCCCGAGGGGACACAGCCCACGCUGGCUGCCGUGCAGCAGCUGCAGUGGUGCCUCCACAGCUUCUGGAGGCUGGACCUGAGCCCCAACGAGUACACCUACCUGAGGGGAGCCAUUCUCUUCAAUCCGGACAUCCCUGGGCUGAGGGCUCCGCUCUACAUCGAGAGCCUGCAGUGGGAAGCCCAGCGAGCGCUCCGGGAGCUGCUGCGGCCGCUGCACCCCGAGGAUCAGGGCCGCUUUUCCCACAUCCUACGGGUCACCUCCUCCUUGAAAUCCAUCCCUGCCGCCCUCGUCACGGACCUGUUCUUCCGGCCCAUCAUCGGCGACGCGGACAUGGGGGAGCUGCUGGUGGAGAUGCUGUUUGAGGUCGCGGGCUGGCCGCAGGCCCCGUGGCUGCCCCUGCCCUGCUGAGCGGGGAUUUGGGAGAGAAGCGCUCCGGACUCUGCGGGAACGCCGUGUUUCACUGGGGCCGAGGCUGCAGCAUCGCUGGGAAGCAGCUGUGGCUCAGCAGAUUUUACAGCAGCUCCUGCUCCGCCUGCGCCGGUCUCCAGCCCCGGGAGUGUGUGUGGGUGAGGGGUUUCCUUCCCUGUUCCAGAGCACGGAGCUCUGCUCCCAGUUUCUACUCAUUUUGCUGUGAACUCCAAGCAGUGAAGGUUGUCCCCAGCUUGAUCCCGUGGUGUCUGGUGGCCUCAGUGGGAUCACUGACCGAGGGCUAACAUUACAGAAUUAGCUCUGGCUCUGGCUUCUGUGCUUAGAAAUACGCAGGAAAUUUCUUCAGGGAAAAAGCCAGAGUGUUAAAUCCUACAGGGUGUACAGACUCGCCCCUCUUUUCCUUAGAUUCUCUCUUUCCUCCAUAAUUCCAUGAAAUACAAAAGGAUUAAGAGCACUUAGGAGCACCUAAACCUACUGCACCUCAUUUGGGGCUCUGGGCUUUCCCGUUUGUGUGAAAAGUGAACCCCGAGUGGAGCUGGUUUAGUGGGAGAUCCAAACCUCCCUCACUGGAGUUAGAGCCAGGUGCACACCUGGAAAACUCGCUCCUCCUGCCUCCAACAGGCGAGGUGACAGUAUUUUAUAAGUGAACAUUCAUGUGGUUUGUAUAUAAGAUGCAAUAAAUUAUUUUUUUAAUAAAAUGUUUGGUGCUUUGGAA
This is a messenger RNA of Corvus hawaiiensis (hawaiian crow), 1873 nucleotides long. RefSeq names its product nuclear receptor subfamily 0 group B member 2 (gene NR0B2). The coding region runs from base 331 to 1137 and encodes 268 amino acids. Gene Ontology annotation, biological process: negative regulation of transcription by RNA polymerase II; circadian rhythm. The record is from RefSeq and is a predicted model, not a curated record. The transcript has 2 exons. Gene Ontology annotation, cellular component: nucleus; cytoplasm. Gene Ontology annotation, molecular function: transcription factor binding; transcription corepressor activity. NCBI's taxonomy places the organism in Eukaryota, Metazoa, Chordata, Aves, Passeriformes, Corvidae.